AUGGAAGAUACCUCUAAGUUAAACACUUCAAAAUUGGGUACAAAACAGUAUUGGGAUGAUUUUUAUUCUUUAGAGAGAGAAAAUUUCAAAGAGAACCCAGAGGAUGUUGGUGAAUGUUGGUUUAAUGAUAGUGAUGCAGAGAUGCGAAUGGUUGAUUUCUUAAACGAUAAUAUUGGAUCUUAUAACAUUAAAUCAGAUUCUUCUAUUAUUGAUUUAGGCACUGGUAAUGGGCAUUUAUUAUUUGAACUAUUCGAAAAUGAUUUUGAUGGAUCAAUGCUAGGUGUCGAUUAUUCUGAACAAAGUGUUAACUUUGCAACUGAAAUUGCAAAAAAUAAAGGAUAUAAUGAUAGUAUUAAAUUUGAACAAGCGGAUAUUUUUCAAAACAAUUGGAAUCCUGGUAAAUUUGACAUCGUCUUGGAUAAAGGUACUUUAGAUGCAAUUGCCUUAAGUGGUAUUAAAUUUGAUGACGGCAAGACUAUUGUCGAUAUAUAUUCUAAAGUUAUUGAAAAAUUGUUAGAUAAAGACGGGGUUUUCUUGAUUACUUCUUGCAAUUUUACAGAAGAUGAAUUGACAAAAAUAAUUCAAGGUGAUUCAUUGAAAAAAUGGGAUAUUGUUAAAUAUCCAGUUUUUGAAUUUGGUGGUGUGAAAGGUACAACUGUUUGUACAGUUGCAUUUGUUAAACAAUAA
Messenger RNA from Vanderwaltozyma polyspora DSM 70294, 687 nucleotides. RefSeq names its product Efm4p (gene EFM4). The transcript has a single exon. NCBI's taxonomy places the organism in Eukaryota, Fungi, Ascomycota, Saccharomycetes, Saccharomycetales, Saccharomycetaceae. The record is from RefSeq and is a predicted model, not a curated record. Gene Ontology annotation, cellular component: cytoplasm. Gene Ontology annotation, biological process: peptidyl-lysine monomethylation; peptidyl-lysine dimethylation. Gene Ontology annotation, molecular function: protein-lysine N-methyltransferase activity. The coding region runs from base 1 to 687 and encodes 228 amino acids.